UAAGAACCCUGAGUACCCAACAACACUCACCAUGGUAGGUGAAGCCCCUUACCUAAUCUCUGAUUUGGACAGAAAGGCUCGGCGCCGAUCCUUUGUGGAGAGAUAUGAUUCCAGUUUAAAAACAAUGAUCCCUUUACGGCCCCAUGCAAGGUUGGCUCCUAAUCCAGUUGAUGAUGCAGGGUUAUUUUCAUUCGCCACAUUUUCCUGGCUUACCCCUAUAAUGGUCAAAGGCUACAAGCACAUUCUGACUAUGAACUCCUUGCCCCCACUGUCACCUUAUGACACAUCAGACAUCAAUGCAAAGAGGUUUCGAUUCCUUUGGGAAGAAGAAGUAGCAAGGGUGGGUACAGAAAAAGCUUCAGUGGGACGAGUGGUUUGGAGAUUUCAAAGAACUCGUGUUCUGAUGGAUACCAUAGUCAACUUCCUUUGUAUAAUCAUGGCAGCCAUAGGGCCGACGGUUCUCAUUCACCAAAUCCUCCAGUACACAGAAAGUACCUCCAAGAAUGUCUUCGUUGGCAUUGCCUUGUGUGUGGCCCUUUUUUUCACUGAGUUUACUAAAGUUUUAUUCUGGGCACUGGCAUGGGCUAUAAAUUAUCGUACAGCCAUCCGACUGAAAGUUGCCAUCUCAACUGUUGCUUUUGAAAACCUGGUUUCAUUCAAGACUCUGACACACAUCUCUGUUGGUGAGGUCAUCAAUAUACUAUCAAGUGAUGGUCAUUCCUUGUUUGAAGCUGCCUUAUUUUGUCCACUGCCAGCUACAAUUCCUGUCCUGAUGGCAGUGUGCUCAGUGUAUGCUUACUUCAUUUUGGGACCCACAGCUCUCAUUGGGACAUCUGUAUAUGUGAUAUUCAUCCCUAUUCAGAUGUUUAUGGCUAAGCUCAAUUCAGCUUUUCGAAGAUCUGCCAUUACUAUGACAGACAAUCGUGUCCAAAUAAUGAAUGAAUUUUUGACCUGCAUCAAGCUUAUUAAAAUGUAUGCCUGGGAAAAAUCCUUUACAACCAACAUCCGAGGCAUAAGGAAGAAGGAAAAGAAAUUGCUGGAAAGGGCAGGGUUUAUACAAAGUGGAAACUCAGCUCUUGCACCUGUUGUGUCCACGAUGGCCAUUGUCCUGACUUUCACUUUCCAUGUUCUUUUAAAAAGAAAGCUCACGGCACCUGUUGCAUUUAGUGUGAUUUCCAUGUUUAAUGUAAUGAAGUUUUCAAUUGCAAUCUUGCCUUUCUCAGUCAAAGCAGUGGCAGAAGCUAACGUUUCUCUAAUGAGAUUGAAGAAAAUUCUUGUGAACAAAAGCCCCCCAUCUUAUGUCACCCAACCAGAAGAUGAAGCUACUGUCUUGGAACUAAAAAAUGCUACUUUGUCUUGGGAACAAGAACCUAGCAGAGUAAUUAUCCCAGGGAAAGAGGGUAAUAAGAAAAACUCAAAACCAGAUCUGGAGACCUCCAAAGACUCAAACCUGAAGUUCUAUGGGCUUGCUGGAUCAGAGGAAAAAGAGAAGACAAGUCCAGUCCUGCGAGAAAUAAGUCUGACUGUGAAAAAGGGAAAGGUCUUGGGAAUUUGUGGCAAUGUUGGAAGUGGAAAGAGCUCCCUCAUAGCUGCCAUUCUGGGACAGAUGCAAUUAUGGGAUGGGUCUGUAGCAGUGAAUGGAACAGUGGCUUAUGUGUCACAGCAAGCAUGGAUCUUUCAUGGAAACAUGAGAGAAAACAUAUUAUUUGGAGAAAAGUUUGACCGCCAAAGGUAUCAACAUGCACUCAAGGUCUGUGGCUUACAACAGGACUUGAAAAAUCUUCCUUAUGGAGAUUUGACUGAGAUUGGGGAGCGGGGCCUCAACCUCUCUGGGGGCCAGAAGCAAAGGAUCAGCUUGGCUCGCGCUGUAUAUGCUGACCGUGAGGUCUAUCUGCUGGAUGACCCACUCUCCGCGGUAGAUGCUCACGUUGGGAAGCAAAUUUUUGAAGAGUGCAUUAAAAAGGCACUCAAGGGGAAGACCAUGGUUUUAGUGACUCAUCAGCUACAGUUUUUAGAAUUUUGUGAUGAAGUCAUCUUAUUAGAAGAUGGGGAGAUUUAUGAAAAAGGAACUCACAAAGAACUUAUGCAGAAACGGGGACAAUAUGCAAGAAUGAUUCACAACCUUCGGGGGUUGCAAUUCAAGGAUCCUGAAAACAUUUACAAUAAAGCAAUGAUGGAAGUCCAAAAGGAGAAUCACGGGGAUCAAGCUGCCAAGGGAGAGAAAAAUGCUGCUUUGACUCCACAUGAUGAAAAAGAUGAAGGAAAAGAAUCCGAGACAGAUCUAGAUCCUCUAGACACAAAAGUUCCUACGCACCAACUUAUUCAGACUGAAACAUCCCGGGAAGGAUCAGUGACCUGGAGAACGUAUCACACGUACAUUAAGGCUGCUGGAGGGUAUAUCCUGUCCAUCUCCGUGGUGUUUCUCUUCUUUUUGAUGAUUGGAAGUUCAGCCUUUAGCAACUGGUGGCUAGGUUACUGGCUAGAUCAGGGAUCUGGGAUGAGCUGUAGGUCUCAUAAUGAGACCUCUUGUCAGAGUAGUGAUAUAUUAAUGAAUCCCAAGCAACCCAUUUACCAGUCGGUAUAUGUGGCAAGUAUGAUGGCUGUGAUCAUUUUCAGUGUUAUAAAAGGAUACAUUUUCACCAAGACAACUUUAAUGGCAUCUUCCACAUUGCAUGACAGAGUAUUUGAAAAGAUCUUAAAAAGUCCAAUGAGUUUCUUUGACACAACACCCACUGGCAGGCUAAUGAACCGUUUUUCCAAGGACAUGGAUGAGCUGGAUGUGAGGCUGCCAUUUCAUGCUGAGAACUUUUUGCAGCAAUUUUCUAUGGUGUUAUCUAUUCUAGUUAUAUUAGCAGCGGUAUUUCCUGCUGUACUCUUUGUACUGGCUGGUUUAGCUGUCAUUUUCUACAUUCUCUUACGAAUUUUCCAUAGAGGAAUCCAAGAGCUGAAGAAGGUGGAAAACAUCAGUCGGUCUCCUUGGUUCUCUCACAUAACCUCCUCCAUGCAAGGUCUGGGCAUCAUUCAUGCCUAUAAUAAAAAGGAAGAAUUUAUCAGCAAGUUUAAGACAUUAAAUGAUGAAAAUUCCAGUCACCUCCUAUAUUUUAAUUGUGCACUCCGGUGGUUCGCACUAAGAACGGAUAUCCUUAUGAACUUAGUCACUUUCAUUGUGGCCACACUGGUGGCUCUGAGUUACUCUUCAAUCAGUGCUUCAUCCAAAGGUUUAUCCUUGUCCUAUAUUAUCCAGUUAAGUGGACUCCUACAAGUCUGUGUAAGAACAGGCACAGAGACACAAGCCAAAUUUACUUCUGUGGAACUACUAAGAGAAUAUAUCUCGACUUGUAUUCCUGAAUCUACUGACCCCUUCAAAUCUGUGAGUUGUCCCAAAGAUUGGCCAAAACGAGGGGACAUCACAUUCAAAGAUUACCAAAUGAAAUACAGGGAAAAUACUCCUCUUGUCCUCAAUGGUUUAAAUCUGAAUAUCCAAAGUGGACAGACUGUUGGCAUUGUUGGAAGGACUGGUUCUGGAAAAUCUUCAUUAGGAAUGGCCCUAUUUCGACUAGUAGAGCCAACUGCUGGCACAAUUUACAUCGAUGAUGUUGACAUCUGCACCAUUGGUUUGGAAGAUCUCAGAACCAAGCUCUCUGUGAUCCCCCAGGAUCCUGUCCUGUUUGUAGGUACAGUAAGGUUUAAUUUGGAUCCUUUUGAGAGCCGCACAGAUGAGGAACUCUGGCAGGUCCUAGAGAGAACUUUCAUGAAAGAUACAAUAAUGAAACUCCCAGAGAAAUUACAGGCAGAAGUUACAGAAAAUGGAGAAAACUUCUCAGUAGGGGAACGGCAACUGCUUUGUAUGGCAAGAGCACUUCUUCGUAAUUCAAAAAUUGUUCUCCUUGAUGAAGCCACUGCUUCAAUGGAUUCAAAAACAGAUGCAUUGGUUCAGAGCACCAUCAAAGAAGCCUUCAAGGGCUGCACUGUUUUAACCAUUGCUCAUCGUUUAAACACAGUCCUAAACUGUGACCGUGUCCUAGUCAUGGAUAGUGGGAAGGUGGUUGAGUUUGAUUUGCCAGAACUGCUUGCUGAGAAGCCAGAUUCUGCAUUUGCAACAUUAUUAGCUGCAGAACAAGAAGUCUGACAGUAAAAAGCAUACUGUGGGUGCCCAUCAUGUGACAUUAGAGAAGGACGAUAAUGUAUGAAAUGAGUAGGAAAUGAAGUCAAUUCAAGAGCCCAGUGUCCAGGAAUGCUUAUCAUUGUGAUUUUAGUGGGAACAGGGGUUGACAUGCAGAAAGCACCCAGCCCACAGGGAAUUGACUGUGUUGGGAUUGAACUGCCUGGCCUUCCAAUGUCUCCUCACCUUGGCUUUGAAGUUGUGAUGGACCAUGGACAGAAGAGACAGAACUAGUGGAUUCAUACAUGCCCCUCAUCUACUAAAAUUCCAAUACUAUGUCCCUACUAAUUCAAUAAUUUCCUGAAAAUGGAAAUACUGAUUUUUUUCUAGGAAAACAUGUUAACAGAAAACAGAAUGCAGAGGUGCCUGGAUAUAGGGUUUUUACGGGUUUCCUUGCAGAACCAUCAGAGGAAAAGAGCAUGUGUGUUCUAUUUAAGUUCCAAUUCACUUCUAUCUUGACUAUGUAGCAUGCAAUAACUACAUAGAUCUAUAGCAUGAAAUACUGAUUGCAGUUUUUGUUAAAAAUAAAAUCAUACUGUAUUCUUCAUUUGAUCUCUUAUAACCAGGAAUAACCAGGAAAACAAAAUGCUGGAGUUUAUAUGUAAUUGAUAUUUUUAUAUCUUUAUUUGGUCAUUAAAAUGCACUAGAAAAUUAAACUACUUUGAAAUAUUGCUUCACAAUUAUUUUCCUGAAGA
Molecule: messenger RNA, 4857 nt
Organism: Antechinus flavipes (yellow-footed antechinus)
Lineage: Eukaryota; Metazoa; Chordata; Mammalia; Dasyuromorphia; Dasyuridae
Gene: ABCC12
Product: ATP binding cassette subfamily C member 12
Exons: 29
Coding region: 32-4129 (1365 amino acids)
Biological process (GO): transmembrane transport
Cellular component (GO): membrane
Molecular function (GO): ATP hydrolysis activity; ABC-type transporter activity; ATP binding
Source: RefSeq, a predicted model, not a curated record